CUCACACCGCCGGGCCCGGCCCGAGCAACCCGAGCUCGGGAGAAACGGCGACUUUGGGAAAAGCGCAGCUGGGAACCCGAGGGAAGCGUGUGGGGAAAAGCAGCGGCUUUGUGAAAAAGCUGGCUGGUUUCACGCCGCGGGGCUGUGAAAAGUUCCUGAGGAAGCGGCUGAGGCGGCAGAGGAGCGGCAGGACUGGGGAGAGCGGAGGGUUUGGGACGGCAUUAAAGGAAACCCGGCAGGAUUUGGGACAGCGGCAAAGGAAACCCAGCGGGUGUCUGAGUGGAUUUGCAAAGAAAAAUAGCCCAAGUGUCAAAAAGAGCGGGUUUUCAAGGAAAAAUAAAGUUCCGAACCGCGUCGGUGAGGAGGCGAGUGCCGGAGCUGCGAGGACAGCGUUAUCCCGGCGGUUCCAUGGCUGCACGGCGCUGGAGUGGUCUCCCCUUUGGGAAUCUCUCUGAUUGUCCCAAUGGAUCCCGCUGGAUCAUGGAUGUGUUCAAUGAGUGUGCCCAGGACAGCCGGGAUGUCGCCAGCAUCAUCCUGGGGCUGGGCUCCAUCGCCUGCUUCAUCGCUGCAGCCUUCCCGCAGUUUUACCAGGCCUGCAGGACGGGCAUCAUGGACCAGGCUCUCUCCAUCUAUUUCCUGCUGGGAUGGCUGGGCGGAGACCUCCUCAACCUCAUCGGUUCUUUCCUGGCUGAUCAGCUGCCCCUGCAGGUGUACACGGCCAUCUACUACGUGCUGGCAGACCUGGGGAUGCUCUCCCUCUACUGCUACUACCGGGUGAAGAACAGGGGCAGAGCGUUCCCUGCUCCCAUCAACUCUGCCUUCCUGUUCCUCUCCCUGGGGUCCCUGGCCAGCCUCUCCCUCCUGGGCAGGGCCAGCACCCAGGAGCCCGCUGCCUUCAAAGGGAGAUCUCUGCUCUCAGCCCCCGGGGAUGAGCUUGGAACAAAGCCUUUCUCCAGGACUGAAAUCAUUGGAUUUACCAUCGGCUCCAUCUCCUCCGUGCUCUACCUGUGCUCCCGAGUGCCCCAGAUCUGCACCAACUACAAGAGGAAAUCCACCAGCGGUGUCUCCUACUCUCUCUUUGCCCUGGUGAUGCUGGGGAAUUCCCUGUACGGCCUCAGCGUCCUCCUGAAGAACCCAGAGCCAGGCCAGGGCCAAGGUGACUACAUCCUGCACCACCUGCCCUGGCUCGUGGGCAGCCUGGGCGUCCUGGCCCUCGACCUGGUUAUCUCCUUCCAGUUCCUGGCGUAUCGCAAAGGCCGGCCCAGAUCCCUGGAGGAGAGGGAUGCUCUCCUUGGGGAGCAGGAUGAGAGCCCAGAGAGCUGACAGAGGGCCCUGCCCCACAGGGAGAUGAGGAGGAGGAGGAGGAAGGUGGCCUUAGGGCCGGGCAGACCAGCCCCUCCGUCCUGGUGGCUCCUGGCAGAAGAGGCCCCCAGCCCGUUGUGCUGCCCAGGCGGUGGCAGAGGACACUGCUGGGACACCUCGUGCCUCAGCGGUGCUUUCAGGAUAAAAGGGAAUUUUGGGGUGGCUCAGUUGCUCUUCCCUGCUCCGGUUCCCCACAGCUGAGCCCGGUCACGGCUGCGUCUCCCAGGGGUGAUCUGGGACUUCCUUGGUGCUGAAAAGCCUGGGGAGGGACAGGGAUGACUGACCUGGCACAGACACGAGCACCGCUGUCACCUCACAGCUCCCCCUCAGCUCCUUCUGGAAAACACCCCGGGCUGGAUCCAGGGGGGAAGGAGCUGCAGAACCAAAGCCUUCAGUCCACACCUCUUUUAAUUAGCACGGCUCACCCACCUAUAAAACACAUCCUUCCCCACCUGCCUCCCUUGCUUUCAUUUUGCUGCUUUACCUGGCAGCUCCUAACGAGUCUCACACUCCCAUUUCUCUGACUCCUCAUUUUUUGCCUCACCCAUAUUUUAAUUGCACGGAUUCCUCGGGGAAGUUGCUCCACUGCUGUUCCCCAGCAGAUGAGCUGCCUCUGCUCACUCUGGUUUUCAGUUCCUGCCCUCUCUCCCUGAUGAAUUUAUCAACUUGAUGAAUUUAUCCUCAACCUGUUGAGUUCAUCCCCAGCACUGAUGAGUUUAUUCCCCUCUAGGGGCCCUGAACUCGGCUCAGGGAAGGGUGGGAAGCAGGGGAGAGAGUGGAGGUGUAGCCAGGCUCUCUCCUGUGUGCUGAGCUCUUCCUGCUGGGCAUGAGCAGCUCAAUCUCCCUGGGAAAAACCAACCAAAGCUUGGACACCCUUCAGGAAAAACUGUCACAGCUUGGCCUUGUGAAAACAAGAGUUUUCCUUUUCCUGAGUUGCAAUCAGCUCUUCCUUUUGCUUCCCUUUGCCCUUUCCUGCUCCCUCCCUGAUCCCCAGCAUCGUGUCCCUUUUGGCUUUGGCUGAAUUUGCAUUAAUUUGUGAUUCCUCAGCCAGUCCAUGACGUUUGUCCUUCCCAAGGAAGUUGCUCUGCUUUUUGUCCUCGCACUGAGGACCCCAACCCAAUGGAUCUCACAUGAAAUGGGGUUCCAGCU
Molecule: messenger RNA, 2511 nt
Organism: Cyanistes caeruleus (blue tit)
Lineage: Eukaryota; Metazoa; Chordata; Aves; Passeriformes; Paridae
Gene: SLC66A1
Product: solute carrier family 66 member 1
Cellular component (GO): lysosomal membrane
Molecular function (GO): L-lysine transmembrane transporter activity
Source: RefSeq, a predicted model, not a curated record